Auxenochlorella protothecoides is the source of this 777-nucleotide messenger RNA. RefSeq names its product Putative rRNA methyltransferase YqxC. The transcript has 4 exons. The record is from RefSeq and is a predicted model, not a curated record. Gene Ontology annotation, molecular function: methyltransferase activity; RNA binding. Bases 1 to 777 code for a protein of 258 amino acids. Gene Ontology annotation, biological process: methylation. Lineage: Eukaryota; Viridiplantae; Chlorophyta; Trebouxiophyceae; Chlorellales; Chlorellaceae.
AUGUACAGCAAGAACGUAAUUCAGUCCUGGAUUGCGCAGGGCCUGGUCACAGUGAAUGGGCAGCCUGUCCUGAAGGCGGGCACCGGAGUGGACCCCGCCUCCUCUCGCAUAGACCUGCUGGCCGACCCUCCCAGGUACGUCUGCCGGGCCGGGCUCAAGCUGGAGGCUGCCCUGGACCACUUCAGCCUCGACCCCAAAGGAUGGACCACACUGGAUGCCGGCCUCUCCACCGGCGGCUUCACGGACUGCCUACUCCAGCGCGGGGCCAGGCGCGUGGUGGGCGUGGAUGUGGGGUACGGCCAGGUGGCAGAGCGCGUGCGUCAGCACCCCGCCGUCACCGUGAUGGAGCGGACAAACGUGCGGCACCUGCGCCGCGCAGCCCUGCCUGGCGUCAUCAAGGUGCUGGACAUGGUGAUGGAUGUCUUGAAGCCAGGCGGGCACCUGAUCGUGCUCAUCAAGCCCCAGUUUGAGGCCGGGAAGGCGCAGGCAAGUCGCCCGGGGCAGUUCCUGACCCCUACAGGUUGUGGCAUGCUGAUGAGUGACGUUGCCACGGGCGGGCUGGUUCGGGAUCCCGCCGUGCACGCAGACGUCAUCAGACGGGUGCAGGAGGCCUGCAUGGCGCGCGGGCUGGUGCCCCAGGGCCACAUGCCCUCACCCAUCAAGGGCGCAAAUGCGGGGAACACAGAAUUCCUGGCCCACUUUGUCUUUCAGGCGACAGGUGCAGGGGUGGAGGAGGAGCUGGAGGAUGGGGAACCUGAUGAACCUGCCAAGUCAUGA